Messenger RNA from Rhopilema esculentum, 4723 nucleotides. The record is from RefSeq and is a predicted model, not a curated record. NCBI's taxonomy places the organism in Eukaryota, Metazoa, Cnidaria, Scyphozoa, Rhizostomeae, Rhizostomatidae.
AAGACGUUCUUUCGCGAUUCGCCUUUGUCUGAGGAAGUCAGCUUCGGACUUAGAAAAUUUUCUUCCAUCGACACUUAGUUUCUGGACAGAGACAGAUUCUGGAGAAGAGAGCAUAUCACUAAAAAUGAAUGGUGACUACGGAGGAAGCUUUGAGCAGAAAAUUAUGGCCGAAAAUGGACUCAAGAGAAAAUUAGACGAGAAGGGACAUAAGGCCAGUGGUCAUUCAAAGAAACCCGGCAAGUCCGAUUCUAAGGAUGGAAGUGGAAUGGCACCAAAAAAGAUUAAAAUUGAUGGACAACAAGGGAAAUCACCAUCAAAAAAUGCAGUGGAUGGAGCUGUUAAGGUAAAAAAGGAAAGGUCUCAUGAUGGGUCAAAGCUUAACAGUACUCCAAAAAGUGCAUUGAACACACCAAGUGCACUUAAUUCAGUGCACACUCCACCAAAGGUCAAGCAGGAGCCAGUCAGCCCUGCAAAGUCACGGAAGGAAGUUACAAAACCCUCAAAGCAUGUACCCAAUGUGAAGUCUGAAGAGGAUGAUGAUGAUGAUAUCCAACAGCUGCAAAGAAUAAGCAAAAAAUCUUCCUCAAGUGGUUCAAAGUCAGAGAAAAAGGUUGAAAUGAAAAAGCCUAAGAAGGAAGAGGAUGAUAGUGAUGAAGAGCCUCUGGUAUGUUUUCUAUUUUUGUCAAAUUUUUGUAGAUCGGGGACUUUUUAUUGUAGAAUUCAAAAGGCCAAAAAAGCAAAAACUCCCACUUCUAACAAGAAGCCGAAAAUUAAAGAAGAAAAGUCUUCAUCAGCAAAGAAACGUAAACUACCUGAUGAUGACGACGAUGAUGAUUUCAAGCAGAAGGGGAAAGCUAAGAAAGAAGCUGGCUCCAAGGACAGAAAGUCAAAAGGAAAAGGAAGAGAUGAUGUAAAACCGUCACCGACAAAAGGGAAGAAGAAGCCAAAAGAAGAAGAAGAGGUAUGGAAAUGGUGGGAAGAAGAGCCACACCCAGAAGGAAUCAAGUGGAUCACAUUAGAGCACAAUGGUCCGUAUUUCCCACCGCUUUAUGAUAGACUCCCGUCUAACGUCAAAUUCUAUUAUGAUGGUAAACAUGUUGUUCUUAGUGAUGAAACCGAAGAAGUGGCUGGUUUUUACGCAAGGAUGAUCGAGCAUGAGUACUCGAGCAAAGAUAUAUUUAACAACAAUUUCAUGGAAGAUUGGAGAAAAGUUAUGACUGACGACGAAAGGAAACUCAUCAAAGAUUUGAAGAAAUGCAAAUUCCGAGAGAUUUUCGACUAUUACCAACAGAAAUCAGAAGAACGAAAGGCAAUGUCCAAAGCUGAGAAGCAGGUGCUCAAGGACGAAAACCAGCAGAUUGCAGACAAAUAUGGCAUGUGUAUCAUGGAUGGGCACAAGCAGAAAGUUGGCAACUUCAGGAUUGAGCCUCCCGGCUUGUUCAGGGGGAGAGGGGAUCACCCCAAACAAGGAAAAUUGAAAAGGAGGGUGCAGGCUGAGGACAUUAUAAUUAAUAUUGGAAAGGAUGCUGUUGUCCCAAGUCCUCCAGAGGGGCAUAAGUGGAAAUCCAUUCAACAUGACAAUAAGGUGACUUGGCUGGCUUGUUGGGUAGAAAACAUUGCCGGAAAUUACAAAUAUGUAAUGUUGAAUUCCGCGACAAAACUGAAGGGAGAGAAGGAUUGGCAAAAAUACGAGACAGCCAGGAAACUUAAAAGUUGUGUGGAGAAAAUUCGUGCGAAUUACCAAGAAGACUGGAAAUCGAAAGAAAUGCGAAUUCGCCAGCGAGGCGUUGCUUUGUACUUUAUUGACAAGUUAGCUUUGAGAGCUGGGCACGAGAAAGAGGAAGGCGAGUCAGCAGACACUGUUGGCUGUUGUUCUCUGCGUGUGGAACAUAUCAAGCUUCACAAAGAGGUAGAUGACCAAGAGAAUGUUGUUGAAUUCGAUUUCCUUGGUAAAGAUUCCAUUAGGUAUCAAAACAACGUUCCUGUUGAGAAGCGGGUUUUCAAGAACCUGGCUCUGUUUAUGGAAGGAAAAUCGGGUGAUGACGAGUUGUUUGACAGACUAACGACAACAAGUUUGAACAAGUAUCUUGGAGAGCUGAUGGAAGGUCUUACGGCCAAAGUUUUCCGUACUUUCAACGCAUCGAAGACACUGCAAGAUCAGCUUGGUGAACUGACUGUUGAUGGGGAAAACGUGACGGGAAAACUCUUGGCCUACAACAGGGCAAACAGAGCUGUCGCUAUACUUUGCAACCAUCAGCGGGCUCCACCGAAAACAUUCGACAAACAGAUGGAGAAUCUUAUGAAUAAGAUUAAAGAUAAGAAGACAGCUAUAAAAGAUGUCAGAAAGGAACUGAAGGAACUGAAAAACAGUGGCAAAGGUUCACGGGACGAAAAAAACAUCGAGAAAAAGGACAAUCAGAUGAAACGUCUGAAGGAGCAGCUGUUCAAACUUGAAGUCAGUAUGACAGACAAGGAAGAAAACAAAGAGAUUGCUCUUGGUACAUCAAAGCUGAACUAUCUGGAUCCUAGAAUUUCUGUCGCAUGGUGUAAGAAAAACGAUGUGCCGAUUGAGAAAAUCUACAAUAAAACGCAAAGACAGAAGUUCCAAUGGGCUAUCGACAUGACGGAAGAAGAUUUUGUUUUUUAGAAUAAAUAUCACCAGUUAAAAACUGAUGAUUUUAAGAACAUUUUUGACUUAAUCUAAGGUAGGUAUUUUAAACUCUUUUAUCCAGUCGACGUCUAGAUUUUUACUCUUUCAUGGGUUAUGCAUGUAGGGCACGAUAGGUGUAAUUUAAUUUUCGAAAACUUGAGCUUCCUUUUGUCGAGUGGAAGCUAUUAGACCUGGUGAUGAUCUCAACUACUAAAGUCGCUCUAUUCGAACACAGAUGUCAUCUUUUAAUGAACGCAAUAGUUCGUUGUGUAAUCAUAACUAUGGUUUGAAACAAAGGAUUGUAUAAGCACUGCGCGAAUUAUUUACUGUGAAUGUUUUUUUCUUGUGAUUAAAGAGACCCUUUGAAAAUAUAGCUCGACCAGGCCCGGCUAUUAAAAUCUGACGUUUCAAUUGUCUUGCUGUCGGUGCAUACCUGAACUCUAUGGAUUUUCUUGUAACACUGCGAUAAUUAAUAAAAGACGUGCUUGAUAAUAUGAAGACGGUCAUAAGAGGUCACUGUUUGGCAAAAUCAUAAUGAAUUUUCACACUUUUAGAUUUUCUAGUAAGAUAAUAAAUUUUUUAUGUGUGUUGAUAUCUCAACCAAAGCAAUAUAAUUUUCCCUCGCUGCCCCUGAAAGGAAUCUGCCAUUAGAGCACAAUUACGUAGGGUUACCCAGCACAGAAUGCUAUGUUAAUCAGUUCAGUGCAUCGAAAUAUGCACUCUGUUGCAUGCAGUUAGGACUUAUUUAUCUGGAAUUGUGACAGGGUAUUAAAGCAGUCAAUUUGCUUACAAUGUUUUUAGAAACCGAAGUUACUUUGAAUAAAUGAACGAGACAGUAUCAUGAAAGAGCAACACAACUCUUUUUGAAAAGUUAGCAACAAAGAUACCCCAGCCUGAUUAUUUAUUUCUGACGCAAACAUUGCGACAUAUUUGCCCAAUAACUUGCAUAAAAGACGUCUAUAUCUGCCCACAACAUAUCUGCAAAGUAUCCUUAAAGUUAUAAUUUAUCAUUUCUGCCCUGUUGCGGGUCACCAUUCAUAAGCUGUCGCAAGAACCUUUUUUGGCACCUAAUGUUUCAGUUUGCCUCAAUUGUUGGCGCACAUUAAAAAGGGUUAACCAAACAUUUGAAUAGCUGAGAUUUCUUCACGGCAGACGGUGUAUUCCCACAGUUUUGUCAACGUAGUUUCCAUUCAUUGAAACCACAACAGUUUAAAAAUUCUGAUACUACGAGGGUCAUAUAAUAAUGUUUUGACAGAGAAGUAAUUGCCGUUUUGAAAAUCGGCGAACGAUAUUUUUUGUGUAAAGCAUGGUUGAUGAUAUCGAGCGUAUAGACGCCGUUUUGAUCGUUUUAUUAGAAAGUAAGGAAGCAAACGGUUUAGGUUUUAAUUUAUUAGUCGAGUAUUUGUGGUUUAAUUGUAGUAAAAUUACCAGUGGCUCCUUUUGCAACAAAACAUGGUACCAAGCAUAUUUACGAAAUAUAUAUAGUAAAACAAUAUGUUUUGAUACAGUACCACCAUCAAUUUUUAGGCGCCAAGCAUCAAAACAUUUUUUAAUCCAGUAUUUUUUACAUUUUUUUACUUCAUAAAUUUAUUUCCUCUGUUAGAUUCACGCUUCCCUUCCAAGUAAACGUUUGUAAAACAUAUGAUAGGCUAAACCAAAAAUUUUCUUUUUUGUUAAAUAGAAAAAGGCUUGAAUCUUUUUUAUUUGGUAUUUCCAACCACGUUUUUGGCACUCAUCUGAAGAUUUACAGACCAGGUUUCAAGUCACAGAAAAAUAAAGAUUUGUCGGAACGGAUGUAUCCAAAUGAAAGACUUUUCACGAUAAGGUUUUGCCAAAUCUUUUCUUUUAAACCCUACCUAAGGGCUGAUAUCAACUUCUGUUUCUCGAUGGGUUUUUCUAUGGUCUGUAUUUUAGCUUGAUGCACUAGCAUCGAUUGCAAGGCACUGUUUGAAUUAUCAUUGGACCACUGCUAAUUCUUUAUUAUUCCGUAAAGGAACGGUAUUAAACUAGCUUUUUUUAUAUUUAAAAGAUGUCAGCCUUUGCAUAAAUAUUGAUUUUGUCAUUCCCAAAGAA